AAGGAGGGGUGAAGACAAAUGUAACUGUCUCUGUCGCUCUGCCACACUGUUACAGAACAACAAAUCCACGCCGUUCUGGAGAUGCACAUCUUGUGGAUUCUCCUCUGUUGUGCAGGUGUGAGCUGAGACAGACCUACUAGAAAAGAGAAGAAAACAAGUGGAAGUUGGUUUCACUGUAUGCACUGCCACUGACAAGGAAGGAGAUUUGUUUGUUUCUUGAUCAUACAUCAACUGGACUCCAAAAGCUGAGGAAGUAUACAGUGGGGAGUAAUCUUUUGGGGAUGUUUACUCUUUUAGGAUGCGUUCACUCAGCCAUACCUCACAUUUUCCCUGGCCGCCCUUUCAUUGGGAUGUAGUGAGGAUUGAUGGUUCAUACAGACUUUCCCCCUAAACAUCUGCUGACUCUGGAAACCUGGCAUCAUGCCAGUGAUGAAGGGGCUGCUAGCACCCCAGAACACCUUCCUGGACACAAUCGCGACUCGUUUCGAUGGCACUCACAGCAACUUCCUCCUUGGGAAUGCUCAGGGUCACCGUGGCUAUCCCAUUGUCUACUGUUCUGAUGGAUUCUGUGAGUUGACGGGGUUUGGACGAACAGAGGUGAUGCAGAAGAACUGCAGCUGUCAUUUCCUAUAUGGCUCGGGCACUAGUGAGCAGGUUACUCAGGGUGUGGAAAAAGCACUGGAGAGCAAGGAAGAGUACCAGGCUGAGGUGCAGUUCUACAAGAAGAAUGGGGGUUCAUUCUGGUGUCUCUUGGACAUUGUGCCCAUUAAAAAUGAAAAGGGGGAGAUGGUGCUUUUUCUCUUUUCAUUCAAGGAUAUCACAGAAACAAAAGACAAGAGUCAUCACAGCAGCAGAAAUGAUGACAAUAAGCCAUACAAAAGGCCCACUGGUAACUCUCAUUUCAGUAAAGCCAGAAGGAGGGGCCACACCAUGAUUUACCAGCUAACCAGCCAGUUUACCCGUGACAGCAAAAAUGAUGUCAACUUAGGCCGGGACAUGUUUGAAAAGCCAUCCCUGCCUGAGUACAAAGUGGCAGCAGUCCAGAAGUCUCGAUUCAUCCUGCUGCAUUACAGUGUGUCCAAGGCAUUGUGGGAUUGGAUGAUUCUCCUGGCUACAUUCUAUGUUGCUGUGACCGUGCCGUACAAUGUGUGUUUCACAGCGUACAGCGACGUGGAGACUGCCGGCAGGAGCACGAUAGUUAGUGACAUCGCAGUUGAAAUGCUUUUUAUUCUGGACAUUAUUCUUAACUUUCGCACCACCUAUGUGAGUCAGUCGGGGCAGGUGGUGUACGAGCCUCGCUCCAUCUGUCUGCAUUACGCUACCACGUGGUUUUUUGUGGAUCUGGUGGCUGCACUGCCCUUUGACCUACUCUAUGCAUUUAACAUUACUGUUACGUCUCUAGUGCACCUGCUGAAAACUGUGCGAUUAUUGCGUCUGUUAAGACUGCUGCAGAAGUUGGACAGAUACUCGCAGUACAGCGCCAUGGUACUAACACUGCUCAUGUCGAUGUUUGCUCUGCUGGCUCACUGGAUGGCCUGCAUCUGGUACAUCAUUGGGCGCAAAGAGAUGGAGACCAAUGCCAAUGGAGCCUGGGACAUUGGCUGGCUACAUGAGUUGGGCAGGCGUUUGGACAAACCCUAUCUGAACAGUACAGUUGGUGGUCCCUCAGUUCGCAGUGCCUACAUCGCCUCUUUGUAUUUUACAUUGAGCAGCCUGACCAGUGUAGGCUUCGGCAAUGUUUGUGCCAACACUGAUGCUGAGAAGCUUUUCUCUGUUUGUACUAUGCUCAUUGGGGCUCUGAUGCAUGCUGUGGUGUUUGGGAAUGUAACAGCCAUCAUUCAGCGCAUGUACUCACGUCGCUCACUAUAUCACACGCGCAUGAAAGAUCUGAAGGACUUCAUUCGUGUUCACCGGCUGCCACAACAGCUGAAACAACGCAUGCUGGAAUAUUUCCAGACCACCUGGUCUGUGAAUAAUGGCAUUGAUGUCAAUGAGCUCUUACAUGAUUUUCCUGAUGAGCUGCGUGCUGAUAUAGCCAUGCACUUAAACAAAGAUAUCCUGCAGCUGCCUGUGUUUGAUGGUGCUAGUAGGGGUUGCCUGCGGUCUCUCUCCCUCCAUAUCAAAACCACUUUCUGUACACCGGGGGAAUAUCUCAUCAGACAGGGGGAUGCAUUGCAGGCCAACUACUUUGUCUGUUCUGGGUCACUGGAGGUUCUAAAGGACAGCAUGGUCUUGGCUAUUCUGGGAAAAGGAGAUCUGAUUGGCUCAGACCUGCCAGGCCAGAAUCAUGUGAUGAAGACAAAUGCAGAUGUAAAGGCACUGACAUACUGUGACCUGCAGUACAUCAGUAUGAAAGGUUUAAGUGAAGUUCUUGAACUAUAUCCUGAGUAUGCCAGCGUCUUCACUACUGACAUCCACCGAAACCUCACAUACAAUCUGAGAGAGGGCAGUGAGACUGAGCAGAACUUCCCAGACUCCAGUAUAUUAACUGAGAAUAAACGUCCAUCCAUUGUAGAAAACGCUGAUGAAUCAGACAAGUACUUCAACGUCCCACCUAUUCCAAAUACAUGCCGAAACCUUCUUCUGCCCAAUCUAGGCAGCCCAGUACGACGUACGUCAUUAGGAAAUCUUUUAGGGGAGGAGUUACUGCAAUUCAACAAUCUGCGACACUGUCGUUCACCUGUCAGGGGUUGGAGUCCAAACCCCUCCCCCAAACAUCAGACCAAAGUACAGAAACAAACCAUUCCACCCUCAUCUACACCCAAACCCACCCAUAGGGCACAGACAGAUUCUGAAGGUACAGGACGCAAACCUGCCAAACUGCUCAUCCCCACUCUCAACUGCUUUGGACCACCAGAUCUUAGUCCAAGAGUUGUGGAUGGAAUUGAGGACAACGGACAUGUGUUUCGUUUUAAUGUGGAGGACACCAAUGCCAAAACUAGUACAGUUACAUCGAUGGGAAGUAAGACACUGAACGGGUCUGGUCAGGUGAAUGCGUCACUGCUUCAGGAGACAAAGGAAGUGAAAGAGACCAUUGAUCAACUCAACAAGAAGAUGGGCAACCUGAAACAGGAAGUGUCAAUUCUAACAAAGGAUUUGCAUCACAUAAUGCACCUCCUGCAAGCACAGAUGGCUGUUCGUCACUACACAGCACCAUUGUCUUCCUGUCCCUAUGGAGUCCACAUGAUGUCCAGUUCUUCUGUCAGUAUGUCUCCAGCCUAUGUCUUAGGUUCCAGCAUCCACAUGCAGCACAAAGACCAUGUUGUCCCUGAGGGUCUCCUGGGUUCCACAUCUUGGAGUCACGGCAGACCUAGUGGUGGCUCUGGUUGUGCUCAGUACUCUGAGAAGCAAGGACACUUUCACCAGCAUGAGUCUAAUCAACCUUCUCCUGUGAAAACAAGUGAACCCUGUUCCCAUAACUGGAGUUCCAUCUAUACCUCAGUUCCCUCCAAUAUCAGCCACCAUCACUUCUCUCCAGGCUCCUCUCUCCUUAGCAUCAGCCCAGGAACCCAGGGUCCAACACUUGGAGAGAGUCCACGAGCAGAGGGCUUAUCACUAGGCAUUUGUGCUGGAAAUGGAGCCAAUGCCAGUAUCAGCCAGUCACAUCCUGUUUUGCAUACACCGUUUCCUCAAACAUUGGGUGGUUCUUCAUUUGCUUGCAAGGUCACACCAAGCUCGUAUUCACAGCUACACAUUUCCACAGAACCAGCAUUUCCCUAUUUCACUCCAACCGUGGAUGAAGAGCACAGGACUCCAGAGUUAGUACCUUCCACUUUCCUACAAGAGAAUUCUCCACCCUCUCCAAAGGAAUCAGACAUAGUUCACUCUUCUCUUGAGGAGUCAUCUGAGGUAGAGCACACCAGUCGGGAGUGCCUACUGGGUAAUCAAAGGCUGGGCCAAGAUAGUGAGACAUCAGAGAGCAGGUCCAGUGGGUCGAGUGUAGGACUUUGUAGCCAAUCUGAGAGCACAGAGACCACAUGGUGCCUGGAUCUGAUGGACUAACAAUGAGGAAAGACUAUAAUCAAAACAACCACAAUUUCUGUUUGAAUUUUAACACCAUUUUCCUUCCAUUAUGAAUUUCAUUACGUUCAGAGUAUGAAGAGAAGAAGCUGCUCAGCAGAUACACAUCUGGACCAUCAACAAAUACCUUUUCCACCAACAGGGUAUCAGAGCCAGUGCCUGAUCUGGAAACUUUUCCUGUUCCACUGCAGAAAAUGGCAGUAACGGUGUGGAAAAACUGGUGCCACAACAACUUCUAAAACCUGCUAAUCUCAAACAAGAAAUCACAAAAUGUUAGAGGCUAGGGCCUGGAUAUGCUUACCAAAAUUGCUCAGGUUCAGUCAAAUUCUGUGGUGAGCGGCAGUGGACCGCUCUCUUCAAAUCCAUCCAGAUUUUCUGCCACUCAAGGACAUUCACCUUCUUAUCCUCAAGCCAUUUCUUUGUUUUGGCAGUAUGGUCAUUGUUGUGUUGGAAGGUGAACAACCUGCCCAUCUUCAGCUGUCUAGCAGAGGGACGCAGGUUUUCCUCAAGAAUUUGGAUGUACUUGGCAGCAUCCAUUUUCCCUUCAAUCCUGACCAAUCGCUCAGUCCCAGCUGAAGAGAAACACCCCCACAACAUAAUGCUGCCACCACCUGUGUUUGCCUUUUGCCAAACAUAGUGCUUGGGGUUCAGUCUAAAAAGAAACCUGAUUCCUGCCAUCUCAUUCUUAAAACUCUAAAACUAUGCAAAGCUACAUGUGAAUUGUCAUCAAAUGGUGAGUAUCUUCACUAAAAAAAAACUGGUGACUGUAUUGUCUUGUUUUUCAUGAGUACACUUAAUAUGUUAGUUGUCAACUGUGGACAUCAGUUGUAGAAUUCACAAAAUUCUAUUUCAAAAAUCGCUUUCAUUCAAGUAUGAUUUUCUGUGUGUCUAUAUGUUCUUGUACUCUGAAACUGAAUGAAUAUUUUAAAUUGCUGCAGAUAUCUAGAACAGAGCAUGUACGUACAGUACAGUACUUUAUCAUUUCACUUUACCUAUAAGAGCUUGACUGUUUACUCAAAUGGGACAUAUCAAAGAAAAGCAGGCAAAUGCACUGGAAUAAAAAAAAUUACUGUGGAGUUAGAUUAUAUUCAAAAAUAUAUUGUAUUACAUUCAUAACAGUUCUUGCAGCAAACUAAUCUGACAUACCUCUAUAAUCUAUGUCCAUGAUAGACCAUGAUAUUUAUUUUUUCAAUCAAAAGACCUCAUCAUAAUGUAUUAUUUGAUGACCAUGUAGUACAGGAAGAAAUGUUACCAUAAAAUUAAAAGCCCAGAAUGUAUCCUCAAAAGGAUUAUUCUGUGUAACUUUCAGAACAGAUAAAAUGACAGCCACAUGCACAGUUGACAGAAUACUGCAUGACAAAUUAAAAAAGCUUAUUAAUAACAGUUAUGCAUUUCAAAUAUCCUGAGUAUUGCUGUCAUUGUUUAAUCUGGGAAUGUUGCAUGUUGAAAUUACAUAAAACUUUUAAAAGUUGCUGCCAGAAUUCCAGUAAUACUCUAUUGCACUAAGUAACUAAAAUUAAUGAAACUCAGGGUUUAUUUUUUCAUUUGCACAAUGACUACUUAAACCAGUAAGGAGAUAUUUAAAUUCUACAUUAUAUGCAACAUGGACCUGCACACAUAUGAAAAAAUAUAGACUUGGACUCUUGUAUGUGAUUAUAGUGUAUGUAAUAAAUAAAGUGUUAAUAAAUGUUCACAGGUUAUUUGAGUGGUCAUAAAAGUAGCAUUGCAGUAGAAAACUGGACAAACAUGAUUAUAAACGUAUGUAUGUUUUUUUUAUAUAUAUAUA
Labeo rohita (rohu) is the source of this 5806-nucleotide messenger RNA. It is a transcript of the gene kcnh4b, whose product is annotated as potassium voltage-gated channel, subfamily H (eag-related), member 4b. The record is from RefSeq and is a predicted model, not a curated record. The coding region runs from base 421 to 4002 and encodes 1193 amino acids. NCBI's taxonomy places the organism in Eukaryota, Metazoa, Chordata, Actinopteri, Cypriniformes, Cyprinidae. Gene Ontology annotation, molecular function: voltage-gated potassium channel activity. The transcript has 18 exons. Gene Ontology annotation, cellular component: membrane. Gene Ontology annotation, biological process: potassium ion transmembrane transport; regulation of membrane potential.